Lachancea nothofagi CBS 11611 is the source of this 777-nucleotide messenger RNA. Lineage: Eukaryota; Fungi; Ascomycota; Saccharomycetes; Saccharomycetales; Saccharomycetaceae. The record is from the annotation of a GenBank genome assembly.
AUGUCACUAAUGAAAAGUGUCAAAAAUUUAGGCCAAAGUUCAACAGAGAUCAAGACUAGAAGCGCUACAAAUGAUGACGAGGUGAACGGUGCUACGGGUUCUUUGAUGAAUGAGCUUUCAGUGCUUACUUACAGUCCGAGGACUCUGCGCGAAAUAACACAGGUUAUCCGAAAGCGAUUGAGCGGGAAUUACCGCAAAAGCUCGCACACUAAUGCAGUUCACAUACUCAAGACUUUGACACUGGUGUCUUAUUUGAUAAACAAUGGGUCCAACGAGUUUGUAGCGUGGGUUCGCUCUUACUCGUAUCUAAUAGAUACCCUCAAAGAGUUCAGCAUAAGCAGUCGAGGCAACGAGACGAUGGCAGUCCAAAUACGAAGUCUCGCAACAAACCUUUCGGGGCUUUUGCGAGAUGACCUGCUUCUGCGACAACGCCGAAGUGAUGUGACACUAUUCAGAUCAAGCAUAUCAACGCCCGGCCGCAAAUCUACAGACAACAGUCAUUUGAAGAUGGCCCCAGGGGGGGUUGCAAUAAGACGCAGUAAUGAGAAUCAUACACGAAGCCUGGACUUAAAGCGGUGGUGUGCACCCAGUCCUCUCAAGCACACGAUUGAGCCGUUUCAAGAGCGAACGGAGGUUUUGGGACCGCUGCGGGAAGAAGAGCCUGUUGAUAAGGAAAAUACGGUGACAACGAGCUACAGAGACGACAAAUUCAAUGACGAAGGUAUAUACACGCGUCGUGGGGUUACGCGACGUCUUCCCAAUCGGAUUUUGCUGUAG